This is a messenger RNA of Pseudopipra pipra, 699 nucleotides long. RefSeq names its product T-cell surface glycoprotein CD8 alpha chain-like. The record is from RefSeq and is a predicted model, not a curated record. Gene Ontology annotation, biological process: cell surface receptor signaling pathway; cytotoxic T cell differentiation; T cell mediated immunity. Gene Ontology annotation, cellular component: external side of plasma membrane. Bases 34 to 594 code for a protein of 186 amino acids. NCBI's taxonomy places the organism in Eukaryota, Metazoa, Chordata, Aves, Passeriformes, Pipridae. The transcript is spliced from 3 exons.
UCUCCUCCAGGCUGUCCCAGAAUCCAUGGCCAGAUGUAUGAGAUGAAGAUCAGGUUUCACAACAGCAUCACCCAGCUCCGGGUGGGACAGCGGCUGGAACUGGAGUGUCAGACUGACAAGAAGGACAGUGGCAUGUUCUGGGUCCACCAGGACAAGAGUGGGACCCUUCACUUCAUUGUCUUCAUCUCUUCCCUAUCCAAGAUCACCUUCAAGGGGAAUCAGAGAACAUCCACACGCUUCAAGGCCAGCAAAGACAACACUAUCUAUCGGUUGGUAGUGAAGUCUUUCACACAGCAGGAUGAGGGGAAUUAUUUCUGCCUCAUGAAUAUCAACCAAAUGCUGUACUUCAGCCCUGGUCUGCCUGCCUUCUUCCCAGUCAUCACCACACCAGGACUCAUCACCCAGCACAGCAUCACGGAAAAGGACCCCUGCAUCAAGACUCCAGAUCCAGAGAGAAAAUUGCAGGAAGAGCUGAAUUCCUUCUGUCACAUCUUCAUCUGGAUCCCCUUGACAGGCCUCUGCCUCCUGAUCCUCCAGCUCCUGAUGAUCACCAUCAUGCUGUGUCAACGUAAGACUCACCAGAACCCCCUCUAGAUCCACCUCUGGCCUGAAACCACAGCCCUGUCCCUCAGGGCCACAGAUGCUCCAGUGAUCUGUUUUGGGAGGCAUCAGAGAACCAGGACACAGGCAAGGCAAGAC